GUGUGUGUGUGUGUCACACACACACACACACACACACACACACACACACACACACACACACACACACACACACACACACACACACACACACACACACACACACACACACACACACACACACACAUAUUAUUAAUGUAAAAUACUCAUAAAAGAUUUAUUUUUAUUCUACAAUAAAUAAAAAAUAAUGAACAAAGUAAAAUCGCGUACCGGGGCGAAGAGCCGGUGCGUGCUAUGACGUAGAAAGAAGCGCUUCCGGUUAUUUUCACCGCGAAAAACAAACGUAUUGCUGCGUCCGGCUGGGUCCCAACUGUCGCCUUUCAUAGGGUAGGCCUGACAUUGGCCCUGCCUCGACCGUUGAACGAUGUCCACCGGUGAUUUAAAAGGUGCUCUCCUUAAACUGGACUCGUUGUUGCGGGCUAUGAAGUAUCCAAGAGACGUCGAUUACAGCGGCUUAUCCAAAGGAGAUCCAUCAGCAUUCCUACCAAUAGUGGACUUCAGCUUGACCACGUUCUCCCCCCUCCUCACUGCACAGUUGAUUACGGCAGAGUUCGAGCUCACUGGAAAAACUGAUCUUCGAUUCACCGACACUGUUUAUAAGGUGCUGAGGGAUGUCUUCCAGUACAAACCCGUACUUACCAAGCAGCAGUUCCUACAGUGUGGUUUCUCUCAAAGUAAAAUAGCUGUUAUCUGUGACAUUAUUAACCUUGUCUUGCAACGGCACAAGCAGCUGAAAAAGGAAAAGUUGUGUAAAGAACCCUAUUCCGGGAAAACUGCAGGAGACGCCCAGCCUUUAUCUAGACACUCCUGUUAUAAGGAAAACGAUGGGCCUCUGAACUCUCCUGGAACUCUGAAUGGUCAACGGAUGAAUGAAGGGAAAGAAGACAAGGAGCUCCCAGAUAAAAGGAGAUCCCAGGUCCCACCUGUGGAAGAGCGGAUUUCAUCCCUGGAAGCCAGUUUAGAGAGCUUUGCACUGGUCAUAGAGAGGCUUCCCACACUGGGAACCCAGUUAGAGAGCCUCCCUAUGGCCCUAGAAAGGCUUUCUACAUUGGGAACACGGUUAGAGGGCCUUCCUCUUGCUCUAGAUAAGCUUUCUACGCUUGAAACACGCUUGGCUAAACUGGAGACGCAUCUGGAGAAAGGGACGGCCUGCGGAUGCCCAUAUAAGAAUCAAGACCUUGUUACCAUUUCAAAAGAGAACUGGGACAAUCUUCAAAGCAGAGUUUUGUUGUUGGAAACUAAACUAGAACUUGCCAGUAUCCAGAGAGGUCCCCUGGAAGGAAGUCAUGAGCCCAAACAGGCUGUAACCCAAGUCCAGCCCUCAUCGCUUACCUUCAGUCCUCCUCUCUCCUGUCCGCAGAAGGACGAUCUACAGGACAGGCUGGAGAGGAUAACCAGCAUGAUGAAAAAUACCUCAAGCCUGUUGAAGAUUUCUGAUGUCUCCAUAUAACUCUACAAUUAUCAUCUCAAACCUUUGUUAUAAUUAAUGUUAUUCCAACAUGUGCCUAAAGUCUAAUAAAAUACAACUUUUAGAAUUAUACCUCUUUAAACAAGCAUUGUAUAAGACUGUUAGAAGCAAGGGAAUGAAUUCAAAAUGUCUAAUAUUAUUUAUUUAUGAUUAAAUCGUUUUAACCUUAUUUCAAUGGUUAUUUUAUAAGCCCAAAACCCUGCAUACAUUAAAAUAUAAUUUAUGCAACAAGUAUACACAGCAUAUUUCAGCUUCUACUACUUUCAAAUAGAUACACAACAUUCCUUAUGAUGCUUAGAUUUAAUACACUGCAAUUAUUGAAAGGUUUUAUUUACUUUAUUGACCAUGUGUUACCUAUAUAUCCUUGAUUAUACGAUAUAAGUGUCUGAGGCUUAAAUUUGUUUUGAUUCAUUCGACAAGGUUUUUAUUAGUCGGUUGUUGACUUGAUGGACUUACAUUUUAGUGUUUUGCUAAAACUUGA
Gadus macrocephalus (Pacific cod) is the source of this 1946-nucleotide messenger RNA. It is a transcript of the gene cep44, whose product is annotated as centrosomal protein 44. Lineage: Eukaryota; Metazoa; Chordata; Actinopteri; Gadiformes; Gadidae. Gene Ontology annotation, cellular component: centrosome; spindle pole. The record is from RefSeq and is a predicted model, not a curated record. The coding region runs from base 362 to 1447 and encodes 361 amino acids. The transcript has 10 exons.